Molecule: messenger RNA, 6409 nt
Organism: Hippocampus zosterae (dwarf seahorse)
Lineage: Eukaryota; Metazoa; Chordata; Actinopteri; Syngnathiformes; Syngnathidae
Gene: man2a2
Product: mannosidase, alpha, class 2A, member 2
Exons: 25
Coding region: 945-4478 (1177 amino acids)
Biological process (GO): mannose metabolic process; protein deglycosylation; N-glycan processing
Cellular component (GO): Golgi membrane
Molecular function (GO): carbohydrate binding; alpha-mannosidase activity
Source: RefSeq, a predicted model, not a curated record
CAGCAGCCCGACGACGCUAGCUAGUUGUUAGCUGCUUACGCUAGUUGGCUGCUAUAGUCGGUUAGCUGUCAGCCUGACGUGACUUGUAGCUGGAGGCACACACAUAUACGGUGCACACACGCGCGCAUGAGGGGUCUCCACGCCGAAGGUCCACUCGCCACAUUGACAGUUGCAGCCCUGAGAAGUGAGCUGAUUAGUCUUGUGUUGGAUUGCACACAGUGGUGAACCAGGAACAUCCGUUUCAGCUUAGAGGAAGUACACUCCCCCACCAUCUGCUUCCUGAUUGUUUCCCUUUCGUUUAGCUAAGGAAGAUACAGUAGUGUGAUUUCGUCUUGGCCACUGUGAUCAAGGACAGAUCCACCGUUGCUGCUCUUUUAAAUUUGAUGACAACGCUGUGAGAAAGACACCUUUUGUCUCAUCAUUGCCUGGAGCUGCUUUUGCAAAACCAGUGCCAGCUUUGCAACAGACACGCGUGCAGACUUGAUAAGGCACUGGAAGGGACCAAAGGAGGACUAAAGUGAAGGAUUAGCUGCUGCUGUGCGAGUGGGGACUGGACCAGAAAGCGCAAGUCCACUGGGAGUGAGCAGGGACACUAAGCUUCCUGUCGGAUCCUUCCCAUCUGUGUCGUUCGUGCUUGUUUUCUCUUUUCCUGCUAUCUCAUAGAUUUGGAUGAUUGAGCACAAGGGCCACUUUGAAGGAGCCCACCGGUGGUUGUGGCCUGGCCAGAGCUGAUGGACUUCUUGCCAGCCAUUGCUGAUUUAGUCACUUUGUUCACAUCCACUGCAGCCACUGCCGACUUCAGUGUAGUCGCCAGUAUCAUGAAUGGAGGCUGGAGGACCCAUUUGUGAGGAGCUAAACCCUUGGGAUUGACCUAUUUUUCUGUGUUGGUUGAAAAAGCAGCUGGAGCUCUCCUAGAAUCUGUAGAAAACACGCUCUCGGGGAAGAUGAAGCUGAGGAAACAGGUGACAGUGUGUGGAGGGGCCAUCUUCUGUGUGGCUGUAUUCUCACUCUAUCUCAUGUUGGACCGUGUCCAGCAUGACCCUACGAGGCGACAAAAUGGUGGAAACUUUCCACGGAGCCAAAUUUCCGUCCUGCAGAAUCGGAUAGAGCAGUUGGAGCAACUCCUGGAGGAAAACCAUCAAAUCAUCAGUCACAUAAAAGACUCUGUGAUGGAGCUCACAGACACGGGAGCAGUGUCUCCCAGUGGCCACCUGCCCUUCAGGAGUGCCAAUGGCUCCUGGGUCCUUCCCUUUGACGGCCGACCCACUUUCCUUGCUGUCAAGCCACAGGACUGUCAGUUGGCUGCAGGCAGUCCCAGUCAGGCAGACGUUCAGAUGUUGGAUGUAUACUCACUCCUUAAGUUUGACAACCCGGAUGGUGGUGUGUGGAAACAGGGUUUUGACAUAACUUACGAAGCUGAUGAGUGGGACAAAGAACCUCUGCAAGUGUUUGUGGUGCCACAUUCUCACAAUGAUCCAGGUUGGAUUAAGACCUUUGACAAGUACUUCUCAGACCAGACGCAGCAUAUUUUAAACAACAUGGUGGUGAAGCUGACCGAAGAUCCCCGCAGGAAGUUCAUCUGGUCUGAGAUUUCCUUCUUCUCCAAAUGGUGGGAGAGUGCUGAUGCCCAAAAGCAAGAGGCAGCACGCAAACUGAUCCUUCGGGGACAACUAGAGAUUGUGACGGGAGGCUGGGUGAUGACAGAUGAAGCCAACGUUCAUUACUUCGCCAUGAUAGACCAGCUUAUUGAGGGACAUCAGUGGCUAGAGAGAAACAUAGGGGCAACACCCCACAGCGGAUGGGCAAUAGACCCUUUUGGUCACAGCUCUACUAUGGCCUAUGUGUUGAAGAGAGCCAACCUGACCAACAUGCUCAUCCAGAGGGUCCACUACUCAGUCAAAAAGCAUUUUGCUGCCACACGCAACCUGGAGUUUAUGUGGCGACAGCCCUGGGACGCUGGAUCCAGUUCAGACAUCUUAUGCCACAUGAUGCCCUUCUAUAGCUAUGACGUGCCUCAUACAUGCGGGCCUGACCCAAAGAUCUGCUGCCAGUUUGACUUUAAGAGGUUACCCGGCGGUCGAAUCAACUGUCCAUGGAAAGUGCCACCCAAGGCUGUGGUGGAAGCAAAUGUAGCAGAGAGGGCACAACUCCUCCUUGAUCAGUAUCGCAAGAAGUCCAAACUUUACCGUAGCAAGGUGCUUCUCAUCCCUCUGGGGGAUGACUUUCGCUAUGACAAGUCCUUGGAGUGGGAUCAGCAGUAUAUCAACUAUCAGAAGCUCUUCGAUUACAUGAAUUCUCACCCUGAGAUGCAUGUCAAGGCUCAAUUUGGAACUCUUACAGACUACUUCAAUGCACUGUAUAAAUUCUACGGAUUGGUCCAAGGAUCCCGUCCUCCAGACUUCCCCGUGCUAAGUGGGGAUUUCUUUGCCUAUGCAGACCGAGAAGACCACUAUUGGACAGGCUACUUUACAUCCAGGCCCUUUUAUAAGAGCUUGGAUCGUGUCAUUGAGUCACACCUCAGGGGAGCUGAGAUACUGUACAGCUUAGCGGUUGCCAAUGCACGACACAUGGGCAUGGAAGGACGUUAUCCAGUCUCAGAUUACGGCCUCCUCGUUGAUGCCAGGCGCAAUGUGGGCCUCUUCCAACAUCAUGAUGGCAUCACUGGUACUGCAAAAGAGAAUGUUGUUGUCGACUAUGGCGCCAGAUUACUACGCUCACUCGUUGGCUUGAAGAGAGUGAUCAUCAAUGCUGCACAUUUCUUAGUAAUGAAGAACAAAGAGUUCUAUCGCUUCUACCAGACAGAGCCUUUCUUAGACAUGGAUGACAGGCGUGCUACUCAGGACUCUCUACCUCAGCGCACUUUAAUUGCACUGGAUCCAGCAGGACCAAGGUACCUCAUCCUGUUCAACCCAUUUGAGCAGGAACGGCUGUGUGCCGUGACUGUGUUGGUCAACACUGUCAAGGUGAGGAUCCUCACUGAGGAUGGACAGACCCUCCCUGUACAACUUGGCGCUCAGUGGAGCUCGUCGACUCAAAUGAGUGCAGAAGUGUUUGAGGCUACAUUCAUGGUGCGUCUACCAGCGCUGGGUCUCGCUGUCUUCCAUCUGUAUGACUCUCCGGACUCGCCCAUGACUCUACGCUCGGACACCCUUCUCCGGCUACCGGGAGGCACCCGUACUGCCCAAGCUUCAGGCCCACUUCCUGUUCGGUCUCAGCAGGCUGAGCCUCAGACAUUCUCCAUCAGCAGCCAGUUUCUGACACUGGGCUUCUCUGGGGCGACAGGGUUGCUGGAGACUAUCAAACACAAAGAUGAUCCUCAGGAAAUUAAGGUUCAGAUGCACUUCAUGGUGUAUGGAACUCGUCCUUCUAAGGACAAAAGUGGGGCUUAUCUUUUCCUGCCCGAUGGAAAAGCAAGGCCAUACCUCCACCAAGAGCCACCUGUGGUGCGUGUCGUUGAGGGACCUCUCUUUUCUGAAGUUGUGGCAUACUACCAACACUUUCAGCAGGCAAUUCGCAUCCACAACGUGCCAGGUGUGGAGGGCCUGUCUGUGGAGAUCACCACCACAGUGGACAUCAGAGAUCAGAACAACAAGGAGCUGGCCAUGCGACUGGUCACGGAUAUCCAGAGUGGAGACGUCUUCUACACAGACCUCAAUGGCUUCCAGAUGCAACUUCGUCAGCGCCACGAGAAACUUCCUUUGCAAGCUAACUUCUUCCCAAUGCCCAGCCAGGCUUACAUUCAAGACGGCCACCACAGGCUAACGCUGCACACGGCACAGUCUCUGGGUGUCAGCAGUCUGGGAAACGGCCAGCUUGAAGUAAUUUUGGACCGCCGACUGAUGCAGGAUGAUAAUCGUGGGCUGGGACAAGGCCUCAAGGACAACAAGCGGACUGUCAACCGCUUUCGACUGCUUCUGGAGAGGAGAUUGAUGGGCAACAAGCAUGAUGGCUUCUUUUCCAAACUCUCCUCCUUGUUUCACACGCUCCUCCCCAAAAUAUUGCAUGACAGAGUUGAAGAGAUGACAGACAGCUCCACGAUGAGCUUCCCCUCUGUGCUUAGUCACAUGACCAACGCCAUCCUGAAUCAUAACAUUCUGGCGCUACCUGUCCUGCCUAAAAGGCGCGGCGUCCCUCUUCUGCAAACCUUUGCGCCACUCAAGUCAAUGCUGCCCUGUGACUUCCACCUUCUAAACCUUCGCAGCAUCCAGAGCCAAGACCCCAAUGCGCCAUCACCAUACACAGCUUUAAUUCUUCACCGUUUUGGCCUCGACUGUGCUUUGGAUGUUCCAAAUUUGGGCUUCAAUUGCACCACCACCCAAGGACAGCUGAAUGUUUCCAGCCUCUUUAAGAACUUGGACCUGCAGUUGCUGCAGCCCAUGUCUUUGACCCUAAUGUACUCUAGUCCACCACUGGCCAACCACUCCAGAGUCAGCCUGGAUCCGAUGGAGAUUUCUGCCUUCAAGCUCAAACUGUGCUAGGACCCAACCGGAUCCAGAAGGCUGAGACUCUUCCUAAUGAGAACUGGAGCCUUGCCGGACUUUGGACCGUCACAGGGGACUCGGAUGCAGCUGUGACGAAAACGAUGUACAGAACCACAAACUCUCUGAGAACACGACUGCAAUGGGUUCUGCUUCGUAAGAAUGUGUUCGUUCUCGGCUUUCAGCCUGGAACUGAACUACUGAAUGUAAAUAUCCCAAAUGAUGUGCAGGUAGGAAUAGGGGAGGGCUUCAUAAAAAAAAAAUGUUGCCACAUGAUUGCAAUUUUGAACGCUUUGUUUGUUUUCGGAGCUUUUAUUUUUAAUUUUCUAUGCUCAGACUGAUGUUGGCGCACAUUGCAAUCUUUUUUUGUUUUGGCCUCAAUUCAACAAAGACACUGUGCAGUGUGGAUAUUUGGAGGUGCAAGUGGCUUUCCGCUCUGUAGUAAUAACGGGAUCAUGGGAGCGCUCCACUCAUCAUUCGGAUCUUCCUCGUCACUGCGGGCCAACGUGCGUCUUCAUCCUCGUGUUGGCGCAUCAUGGCUAAGCGGCUGUGCGUGUAGUUGUGCUUUGCUGACACUAUACCGUAGUAUGUGUGUGCAUGCAAAGUCCUAGGAAACCACCUGCCCCUGUUGUAUUCAUGCGGCUUUCACAUUGACACAGUAAAACAUUCAAUAGUAGGACACGUACAAUUAAUUAGCAGGAGUUGAAGAAUGGUGCAAAGAAGCAUCUGGAUAAGGAGGUGAUUUGAUGUUUGCACACAUUACAAUCAUUUCAAUUGUUUUAAUGAAAUGCCCCCCCCCCCCCCCUGCCUUUCCUCAAAUGCCAACUACACGGGUGGGGGUGUUGGGGGUUUGUGCUGUUUGAGUGGGUGGUGUAGUUUGUGGGGCUUGUAUUCCAAAAGCUAUAAUACCCCUCCCCACUCUACUGUACCUGAGGCCCAAUGGUUAGGCACCAUUGGUUGAAAGAACAAAUCGAAAGCUGGGUUAAGACUUUUUUUUUUCCACAGUCCUAUUAUAGAUGGAGACACAAGGAGUAUGUCAGGGCCAAUUCCUGAUGCUGUCACUGCAGUUUCAGCUCAAUGCGAAAAUGAUUUCCUCUUCAGUUUGAGCCAUCCGUUUUUAAUCCAUAGAAAUUAAAACUAUCAUUACACAUUUUUAGCAGCUUUAAGAUGUCUGGGCUCUUUAAGUUAUGAAGUCCAGCUCCACAGAGAGUUGCAAUGAGAGGAGAAUCCUAUAAUCCGAUUUAUUGUAUACAUUAGUAAUAUUCCAGCGAACAUGGAGAAAACGUGUUUAUGGAUUAGGUUUGGUCAAAUGGAGGCAUGUCUGAGAAUUUACCUUCAUGAUAUGUAAUUUUUCUUUUUGUACAAGCAUCAUAAUGAAAAUUCCACGCGCCUGUUUUGCAAGCAGAUGGAUUGCUUCACUUUUGCACACACAGUCUGCUGUGACUUGGUUCUGCCUCCCAGUUUUGACUGGAGGCAAGCCGAGUGACACUGUAAGCAUAGCUGGCUGGUAUGUGUGCCACUCUGGGCUACAAAAUUUCAUCUCCACCGUGCUCCCUUCAUUUUCCUGAGCCUCAGUCUGUACUCUGCAUGGAGCUGUCGCCACCAAUUUUUGUUAUGCCUGUUUGGUUAGUUCAUUUCCCUCAGGACGUCUGUCACACAUCAACAUGUCCUGUUCUGGCUUUGAUUAACAUUUCAAUGAGAAAACAUUCAGUUGCACUUUGUUCUUUUCCAUCCCUCUAUCUCCGCUCUUUCACUGUGUCACAUGGAAAUUCUGAAAGUUUGUCCUGGGUGGGGGGGCGGGGGGGUUAAAUGAAAAAGUGCUGUUUGCUGUAGCACUGUGUUCAAAGGUAAUAUAUGGUGGCAGGCUAUCUUCUGUAUUAAGUCCCCGUGGAAUUAACAUGGAGAGAAACUUAAUAAAGAAGAAAAUUCUA